UGAAAACACCUGACUAGUAUUUAUCUGACAGCUGAUAUGUUGAGCGAGCUUUAAUAUCUGUUCAAUUAAGCUUCUCUAAUAUCCCUCUGCUCGUGCACAUAUGUUAAUGAGGCACGCGUCUCGUUGUUGUGUUGGUCGUGGAGGCGCUGUGUGUGUGUGUGAUGAGGCCGCGGAGGAGGUGUGUUGAGUUUGAUCUCUCCUCCUCUCUCCCUCCGCCGGGGAAACAACACGUGUGUAGCGGCAGCACCACGGCACUCUCAUGGCUGAAGAGGCCAAAAAACUAGCAGCUUAUGCAGCUGUGGACAACCACAUACAGAAUAAUCAGGUAGUUGGAGUGGGCAGUGGCUCAACUAUCGUUUAUGCUGUGGACCGGCUGGCUGAGAGGGUCAGACAGGAGAAGCUGAAUAUCGUGUGUGUUCCCACGUCCUUCCAGGCCCGUCAGCUGAUUCUGCAGCACGGUCUCACUUUGUCUGAUUUGGACAGGCAUCCUGAGCUGGAUGUUGCGAUUGAUGGAGCUGAUGAGGUUGAUGCUGCUUUGACGCUGAUUAAAGGAGGAGGAGGAUGCUUAGCCCAGGAGAAGAUUGUAGCUGGUUGUGCCAAACACUUUAUUGUCAUUGCAGACUAUAGAAAGGACUCGAAGGUCCUGGGGCAGCAGUGGAUGAAAGGUGUCCCGGUGGAGGUCAUUCCCAUGGCGUAUGUGCCUGUGUCCAGAGCCAUUGCCCGGCGCUUUGGAGGAGAGGCUGUGCUGAGGAUGGCAGUCAGUAAAGCUGGUCCAGUGGUUACUGAUAACAGUAACUUCAUCCUGGAUUGGAAGUUUGAGCAUGCACAGAACUGGAAAGAAGUCAACACAGCCAUCAAGAUGAUCCCAGGUGUGGUUGAGACCGGUUUGUUUGUGGGAAUGGCUGAGAGGGUGUACUUCGGUAUGGAGGACGGGAGUGUCAAGACUAGAGACCCCCCCAUCAACUAAGAAGAUCUUCCUCUGCUCUUGCGAUAGACCAGCCUGCACACCUCAAGUGCCGUUCAAAUACACAGUCUCUGGCAGGUUAUCUUAUUUUCUGUAACAGAAACCGUCAGAUGUCUGAUCAGUACCUCUCAUGCACAUGAAAUAUGGAUUUUCACUCAACAAUGCAACAUUAGAUCCUCAGACCCUUCAGAUAAACCCGUUUUUCCUCUCUUAUCCUCUGUCUGGACAAAUCAGCUUCUGUUGGGCUGGAGUCUACAGCGACUGUCCAUACGGUACAUCUACAGUGUCAGUUUGCCUUCUGUGCUUCUUUACGUAGCCAUUAAUGUUGUCUUACAUAUGUGUCUGUACAACUGUAUGAAUAUUGUGGCUUGCUUCUGUGCCUCCAUAAAUGUUAUUUUCACAAAGCAUAGUUGCUAGCUUUACAAAUGCAUGCAGCUUUUGAGAAAAUCUCAGUCACAUCCCAUUGCGUCAUUAGUAUAGUGUCUGUGGGUCUGUAUGAUCAGUUUGAAUCUGUUUUGUUGACUGAUUAUGACCGAUUUCCUCAGACGCUCCAAUGUGAAACCUCAAACGAAAUGAGUGGCCUUAGCCAGCACACAGCGGUUAGUUUAGUUCAGUGAUCAGUCAUCUCUGAGGAUUCUGCCCCUUGAUAAAAUACACUGUUUGAAGUUGGGAAAUGUCACUCGGCUUUUCAUAUUGAUUUUGUUUUUGUAUAAUUUUCUGAUGUGCCUGUGGCCACGAACACGAUGUUGUUGAGGGAUGAAAGCAGCAGUGAGUUGGUGGCACAGCUGAAAGCCUUAUCUUCUGUACAUGUAUUGAUCUUUCAGUUCUGUUAAUGAAAACUCUUCACAGGGGUCACUGUGAUUUUGGGGUAUCAUACUACUUAAAAUACCAGCAUGUGUUUUACUCUACCAAUUUUACUGUGAUACUGAGGUUUUCAAAUAUUAUGUUCUAACCUAAAAAAGUACAUUAAAAGUGGACCAAUCAAGUA
Molecule: messenger RNA, 1952 nt
Organism: Carassius auratus (goldfish)
Lineage: Eukaryota; Metazoa; Chordata; Actinopteri; Cypriniformes; Cyprinidae
Product: ribose-5-phosphate isomerase-like
Exons: 9
Coding region: 260-967 (235 amino acids)
Biological process (GO): pentose-phosphate shunt, non-oxidative branch; D-ribose metabolic process
Cellular component (GO): cytoplasm
Molecular function (GO): ribose-5-phosphate isomerase activity
Source: RefSeq, a predicted model, not a curated record